Messenger RNA from Triplophysa dalaica, 1470 nucleotides. Its product is annotated as nuclear transcription factor Y subunit beta-like. Bases 54 to 1025 code for a protein of 323 amino acids. Lineage: Eukaryota; Metazoa; Chordata; Actinopteri; Cypriniformes; Nemacheilidae. The record is from RefSeq and is a predicted model, not a curated record. The transcript is spliced from 6 exons.
CUGACAAACAAGCAUCUUCUCAACAGAAACCCUGAUAUCAAGAGUACAGAAAUAUGGAGAGUGUUCUCCCACUAAAGAUGUUGGGAGUGUUGGCUCUGGUUCUGCUGGUGCCCAGUAUGAAUGAGGGACGGAUUCUGAGUAAAUGUGAUCUGAAGGCUCAGCUGGAAGCCACUGAGUUUCAGGUGGUGCCAGACAACAUGACUGUGGAAGAUCUCAUCGCCAAACUUGUCUGCAGGGCCAACACCUCAGGCUUCAACACCCAUUUAGUUAAAUUUAUCACUAGAAAACAUGACGAUCCCGCAUCUGAACAGGAUCCUACCCAAGCUUCAUUUCAGGCUCCAGCUCUAGCUCCACCCCCACCCCAGGUUCCACUUAAUGAUUCACUCCAGAAUCAGCGUCAAGCUCCAACCCUGGGCCAGCCCCCAGUUCAAUCCGAGAAUCAGCCUCAAACUCCACCCCAGGGUCAGGUUCCAGUUCAAUCCCAGAAUCAACCUCAAACUCCACCCCAGGGUCAGGUUCCAGUUCAAUCCCAGAAUCAGCCUCAAGGUCCACCCCGGGGUCAGCGUCCAGUUCAAUCCCAGAAUCAGCCUCAAGGUCCACCCCGGGGUCAGCGUCCAGUUCAAUCCCAGAAUCAGCCUCAAGGUCCACCCCGGGGUCAGCGUCCCGUUCAAUUCCAGGAUCAGCCUCAAGCUCCACCCCAGGGUCCACCUAAAGGCCCCCAGGAAAAGGACCGAAAGCGUCCUGCCGUCUGGCACCAGUACGGAGUGUUUCAGCUCAACGACAAGUUUGCCUGUGAUUCCGAAGUUGUGCCAUCCCUCAACCUUUGCCAGAUGAACUGCUCUGCUUUGGUUGAUGAUGACAUCACCGAUGACAUCACCUGCCUCAAGACCCUGAUCAGCACUAUGAAAGCUGGCACCGUAGGGCAACUGUCUGACAGUACUCCAUUGCCUCAGAAGCUGGAUACGCUGUUGGUGAAGGAGUGUCGGGAUGUUGUCGCCUCUCAGUACUUUGCUGAGUGUCGCUGAACAUUCAGCGUCCCAGCAGGCGGACUAGAUUCGUCAAACUUAACGUCCCAAUGUAACUUUUCUGAUUUGUGAACUACACAGACGUAUGCACAUGCGGUCUAACAUUAUCUCACACUGUCACUUUGAAAGCCCAACAGUCUCAUGAUUUCAGUGGGAAGUUGCAUUUUAUUAAAAUGGUUAGUGUCAUUAUGAGGGUGGUGGGACCUGGAUGCUUUUAAACAGACUCAUAAUAAACUUUACAGAGGGCUGUGUGCAUCAAGCUAUUUAAUUUAUUGGUGUAAAACUGUCUACAUAGGCCAACUUCUACACCUAUUUAAUAAAUUAUAAAUGUGUGAGAAAACUGUUUCUUUGGUUAUGCAACAUACAUUUGUAGAGUGCUUUUUGUAUCAACCUUCUGACUCUUUAAAGUCCAAAAAUGACAAUUUUUAUUUUUUCAUGAAAUAUU